This is a messenger RNA of Scleropages formosus (Asian bonytongue), 1465 nucleotides long. RefSeq names its product gap junction Cx32.2 protein-like. Gene Ontology annotation, biological process: cell-cell signaling. The record is from RefSeq and is a predicted model, not a curated record. The transcript is spliced from 2 exons. Gene Ontology annotation, molecular function: gap junction channel activity. Gene Ontology annotation, cellular component: connexin complex. Lineage: Eukaryota; Metazoa; Chordata; Actinopteri; Osteoglossiformes; Osteoglossidae. The coding region runs from base 116 to 919 and encodes 267 amino acids.
CUUAUGCAACACGACAUUAAACACUGGUGGUAACAAUUCAUCGCUGGCACUUGAACCUUUGAUUUCCUUUCUGACACUUGUGUUGCUUCGGCCUGCGCCACAUAUUCAGUAAGUAAUGGGAGACUGGAGCUUUUUGGGCCGCCUGUUGGACAAAGUGCAGUCCCACUCCACGGUCAUUGGGAAGGUGUGGCUCACCGUCCUGUUCGUCUUCAGGAUCCUGGUUCUUAGCGCCGGGGCGGAGAGGGUGUGGGGGGACGAGCAGUCGGGCUUCGUCUGCAACACGAAGCAACCCGGCUGCGAGAACGUGUGCUACGACCGCGCCUUCCCCAUCUCCCACAUCCGCUUCUGGAUCCUUCAGAUCAUCUUCGUCUCCACGCCGACCAUUAUGUACCUGGGCCACGUCAUGCUAGUCGUUCACCAGGAGAAGAAACUGUGGCAGCAAAUGAAGGAGCAAAACGAGAAGGGAAUUGUGAAGACGCCCCAAUACACCGAUGGCAGAGGGAAAGUUAAGAUCAAGGGCAACUUGCUGGGCAGCUACUUGGUGAACGUGUUCUUCAAGAUCUUCUUUGAGAUAGCGUUCAUCCUGGGACAGUACUACCUCUACGGCUUUGUGCUGGACCCAAUGUUUGUUUGCUCCAGGUCACCUUGUCCAUUCCACGUAGAGUGCUUCCUGUCCCGUCCCACGGAGAAGACCAUCUUCAUCAUCUUCAUGCUCGUGAUGGCCUGCGUGUCUCUAGUGUUGAACGUCAUAGAGAUUUUUUACCUGAUCUGCUGCGGGAGGAGGAAACACAAGCGCGAGAUAAAAGCUGCGCGAAUGCACUUGGCAGGAGAAAGUUUGAGGAGUGAAGAAGCCACACUGCCGAGCAAACUGUGCACGGAAUACGGAGAUGAGAAAAGUUUCGCUGACAGCACCGCUUAGCGCUUCUCUGUGGUCCUUGAUCCACAGGAAAGUUUGUCAAUAAACAAGACUGUGUCUGCUCUUCCAUACCCAAAGAUUUCUCUCUCCAGGACACAAAAUUGCCUGCUGGUUGUCAUUGCUGAUACCCUUGUAAAGGAUAUAUUUAAUAGUGAUGCAUAUCAUAGGCCUCAGUCAGAUUUUAAUAUAUGAAAAGAGCCACUCAAAAGCUUUUUCUAACACAGGCAGUCCAUGGAUUACGCCCAAGUCCCAUUCUAAGUUUGUCUUUAAGUCAAAUUUGUUUGCAAGUCUGACAGUUGGGUAUGGUUCGUAUCUAAUGUCAGUUAGUCAAGUGUUUGUCUUAGUAGUAUCGAGUAUAGUGUAUAGUGACCUUUCUGUGCAUAAAAAACAUUGAAGAAACACUUCCAGAUACACUAAAACAUCUUAACAUCAUAAUAAUAAUAAUAAUAAAAUGGAACUACAGUGUGUAUAACAGAGAGACCCAUAGAAAGAGAUAAUACUAAAUGUUACUACAGUAUUUAUAAUAGCGAGAAAACAAAAUAAUUUAAG